CAGCCUUCUGGACUGCGUAGGCUGCUCCCUGGAGGGGCUCUCCGGGUCCCACCCACUGGCUGGAAGGAGGGGACGUGAAUGAAAGGACAGGACAAGCACCGAACACCAUGUCACUCUGGGAGGGACACAGCAGCAACUGAGCUGUGAGAGGUUUUUUUUUUUUUUUUUUUUUUUUUAGUUUUUCUUUUCCCCUUUCUUUUUCUUUCUCCCCCCCCCCUUUUCUUUUCCUUUUUUUUUCUCUCUCUCUCUCUUUUCUUUUUUUUUUUUUUUCGUUUUCUUUAAGGUGGGGAAAGAGACACACAGGAGACAGGAAGCUGAUCUGCAAGAUUUCCGAGUUGUGCUAAAAGGACUUUGAUUUUUUUUUUUUUUUUUCCUUCCUUUACAAACGCUGGCAAUUGACAUCACUACGGACAGCCGGGUAGAGAACAAACUGCCUCAUCCCAAGUGGACCCCAGGCGAGAGCUGGGGAGGCUGUGUGGGGUUUUUCCUACAGAUCCCCCACCUCCCUCUUUUUUUGGUGUGUUUCUUUUUAAAAUUCUUGCUGUGUUGGAACUAGUGAGUGGUGGAAGACUCUCGGAAGCCUCAUCAGUCAUCGGGACUGUCAGGAAUAGUGGUUCCAGAGGAAGCUCGGCCUGGGGCACAUACCCUGUCAUCCAGUUCCCUGCCUCGGAGAUAGAGAUUCCAGCUACAUGGGCAAACGCCUGGAUCAGCCACAAAUGUACCCCCAGUACACUUACUACUAUCCUCAUUAUCUCCAAACCAAGCAGUCCUAUGCACCAGCUCCCCACCCCAUGGCUCCUCCCAGCCCCAGCACAAACAGCAGCAGCAACCACAGCAGCAGCAACAGCAGCGGGGAACAGUUGAGUAAAACCAACCUGUACAUUCGAGGCCUCCCGCCAGGCACCACUGACCAGGACCUAAUCAAGCUGUGCCAACCGUAUGGAAAAAUCGUAUCCACAAAGGCAAUCCUUGACAAAAACACAAAUCAAUGCAAAGGGUAUGGUUUUGUAGAUUUUGACAGUCCGGCAGCUGCACAGAAAGCGGUAGCAUCUCUCAAGGCAAAUGGUGUGCAGGCACAAAUGGCCAAGCAACAAGAGCAAGACCCAACAAACCUAUAUAUCUCAAAUCUCCCCAUUUCUAUGGAUGAACAGGAGCUUGAGACUAUGUUGAAACCAUUUGGACAUGUCAUUUCCACAAGGAUACUAAGAGAUGCUAAUGGAGUCAGCAGAGGCGUUGGCUUUGCCAGAAUGGAGUCUACUGAAAAAUGUGAAGUGGUAAUUCAACAUUUUAAUGGAAAAUAUCUGAAAACACCACCAGGCAUCCCAGCCCCUAGUGAGCCUUUACUGUGCAAAUUCGCUGAUGGAGGACAAAAGAAGCGACAGAAUCAAAGUAAAUACACCCAGAAUGGAAGGCCUUGGCCCAGGGAAGGAGAGGCUGGCAUGGCUCUGACCUAUGACCCCACAGCUGCCAUACAGAAUGGAUUUUAUUCUUCACCGUACAGUAUUGCAACCAACCGCAUGAUUCCACAGACACCCAUCACGCCAUUCAUUGCUGCUUCCCCUGUCUCCACAUACCAGGUCCAGAGUACUUCAUGGAUGCCUCAUCCGCCAUACGUUAUGCAACCAACAGGUGCUGUGAUUACGCCAACAAUGGACCAUCCUAUGUCAAUGCAGCCAGCAAACAUGAUGGGCCCCCUGACACAACAGAUGAAUCACCUUUCGUUGGGCACAACAGGAACGAUUCAGUCCCAAGACAGGAUUAUGAUACUCCACCAGCUGUUGUGUCAGUAUAUGACUGCCGCCGCUCCUAUGCAAGGGACCUACAUUCCCCAGUACACGCCUGUGCCUCCGACAGCUGUUUCCAUUGAAGGUGUUGUUGCUGAUACCUCUCCCCAGACAGUGGCACCUUCAUCCCAGGACACAAGUGGUCAGCAGCAGCAGAUAGCAGUGGACACAUCCAACGAGCAUGCAUCUGCAUAUUCUUACCAACAGUCUAAACCAUAAACAAGACCGAACGAAGAAUGUCCGUCUGAAACUCUGCCUUGAAUGAAGAAACUUCAUUGAACAAGAAGUUGGCUUCCAGUUUUGCACAGGCGUCAAUGGAAUGCUUUUUUUUUUUUUAAUUUUCUACUUUACCCAAUGAAAACAACAUGUUUUUAUGUGCUGUGCAAGUGGUUCCUUCAUGUGGUCUGACAGUUAAUUUUUGCCAUCAUUCUUUUUAAAGAAAAAAAAUAUCCCAGAAGAGGACAACAAGAAGCAAACAAAGCAAAACAUGGAAGGUUGACAUUUAUCUGGAAGAACAUUUGAAUUCAGAAUUUAUCUGAAGGUGUAGAUAGAUUUUUUUUUUUUUAAACGGAAAAUCUGAUGUCAAGAGGUGGGCAAGCAGAAAUGGAAACAAAUUGUCUUCCUCAGUCAUUAAGCUACUCUUUCUUUUUCCCUUCUUGUUUAAAUCUAGUGGGUUGGUUUUUUUAUUUUUUAUUUUUUCUUAGAAAUAUUUAGGUAAGGUUUAUCUUGAAUCUUAAUUGCCUUAAUUUUAAGGACGUCAAAGGCUCUCGAGGCAAGCUCUCAACGUCUUGUUUAAAAAAAGAAAGAAUUGAAAUAUUGUGCCAGCUCUCACUGGUACAGAAGUUUAAGACUAUGAGUUUUUAGGGUGAAAAAAAACUGUACAGUUUAAAAGAAAAUGUUUUUCUUCAUUUGAAGAAAAUUUGUUGAUAAAAGAAACCAUGGCAACUGCAAGAAUUGGGAAAAUGCUGGGACUUCUCAUGAACUUUGUCUUAAGUGUUGAAUCAUUCAAGAAGGCUAAAACAUUUUACAGUAAAGUUAUUAACGUUGGUUUCAAAACAACUGCAUUAGAAAUAAUGCGUGUUUGGGGGGCAGAAUGCAGAUUUUUUUUAUUUCUGAAGCGUGAUGGCUAGCAAAAGCUUUAGUGCUUUUUAUCUGCAGUCUUUUUUAUGAGCUUUACAAACUUUUUAGUCAGCUUUGCUUGUCACAUUGCAAAACCUAGCUUAAGAGCAUUUAAAAAAAAAAAAGUAGAUAGGAGCUUAUGGUCAAAAAGUGAAAAAAAAAAAAGCGCAAAAAAACAAAAAAAGCAAUAGAUAGAGAAAUUGUUGACAAUUUCUGUAGUCUUUCCUAGUUGUGAUCAAAUUCAGCCUAUGGAUGGCCUAUUUUAUACCAAAGAUGAAGUGGCACCCUAUUGCAGUCCAGAAGAUAGAGGUUGUUUUUCUUUUCUUCUCUUUUCUUUUUUAAAAUUUUAUUUGACCUACAUGGCCGGACCAGUUCUUACUUUGUUGUUUGUUUAAACUACCUUCCACUGGUGUUUUACAUACUGCAAAAAAAAAAAAAAAAAGUUGUUUUUAUUUUAAAUGUAUUUUUGUUGAUAGUAGAAGCUUGUUCCUGUGUGGUCAGCAAUUUCAGCACCAAGAGUUCUGGAUUCCAACCAAUACAGCCAAAUGGCUUUAAAUUCCAUGUGCUUUUCUGGUUCCUUCCUAGCUCUCUUGAAUUGUGAAGCCUGUAUUGAUGGCCACCAAUGAGCUAAAACACUUGUUUAACAGGUUGAAACUUCUUUAUAUGAAUUUUGAACUCAAGAUACUCCCUGAACUGGUCUGAAAGAUCACUUGUCAAAAAAGCUCAGUGAUGCUCUGUUGAGUGGUGAGUGGUCUCCUGAAAAGGUCUCACUGUACUUGUAACAAUAGUCUUCCUUCUAAAUACCCGCACUUCUAGAUUUUGUCUUCUCGCCUCAGUCUUUGUCAUCAUCUACCGUGAAUAGCCACCUUGACUCCGCAAUUGGGGAGGGGAUAUCUUUUUUUUUUUUUAAUCUUUUUUGCCUCUUUUCAUUGUAUUUUCAUAUCCUGGUGGUGUCAGAAGAAAGAGAAAACAGACUUUUUAAUUUCAGUGUAGCUCCCUGAGGCAAAUAGGACCAAUAAGAUUGAGGAUUCUAUUAGUGGAAUUUAGGUAAGCUUUUAAUGCUAGUUGACAAUCAAGAAAUUGUAUGAUUUAUAUGAAUAAGAACCCAAAUAAUUAGAUUUGAUCAAUUAUUAAAGCCAAAGGUGAUAUAUUUGCAUUGAGAAUGAUGCAAAACAUUGUCUAAAAUGAAUUAAAUUGACUUAACCAAACAUCUCUGCAUAUUUGAGUCAUGAAAUCCAUGUUCAGCCUAUACAGUUUUACCUGAAAUGAAGGACAGUGGAACUUUGUCAAUUGAACCAUGUGCUGGAAUGGCUUUCUAAUGUAUCAUUAGAAUCAAUAGGUGAAAUUCUUCUCACAAAGUCACAGGAACCUGCCUUAGUCCAGAAGGAAGAGGGUAAUGCAUACAGUGCACUGUAAAAGAAAACAGGGUAGGUGUUUAAAAACUGAAAUAUUAAAAAGUAAAGCAUAUUCCCAUUAGGUCAACAUGAGUAAUGAGUUUGACUCAUAAAAAAAUAAUCAAUAUUCUACUAUUUAUGACCUGUAAACAAAGGCCUAGUGUUGAAAUAAAUCCAAUUCUCUUAUUUGAAAAACCCCAUGAAUUGAAAGCUCAUUAUCUAGAGAGUGAUUCCAUAUCUUUGUGGUCCAAUUCGAGGCAAAAAUAUAGCUAAGGCAAUGUAGCAUGUGCUACAAAAAAGUUUCAACUGGUCACAGCCAUCCUUAUGGUUUUCCAUACUUUAGAGAGAAUCCUAAAUUUAUACUUUCUUCUGUUCCAUUUUUCAGCUUUCUUCUGUUCCAUUUUUCAGCUUCUCAUGUAUUUUAAGGGUGGCACUUAAGUUUUCUCUUUGAGAAAUGGGCCCCCAAGUUACUGGGGGAUGAACAAACCUGUAUAGGAACUGUGCUUUUUGUUUCUCUUUUUCAGUCUCUGAACUCUUUGUAUAAAUAAGGAUUAUCCUGGGCAUAAUUCAUUUGAAUAUGAAAUCAACAUGCUUUCUUUUUCUUCUGUAAAAAAAGAAAACAAAACAAAACAAUGUGAUACAAAGAAAGUCUCAUUUACACAAUCAACAAUGAGACUAAGAGGUAGCUACCAUGUGGCUGAUGAAUGUGCCUAGGUAACUUCCUGUUUCUAUUCAAAACUACUGCUUUAUUUAUACGUUCAGCAACAUUUUUUUCAACUAUAAAAUUUCAAUAAUCUCAAUUUUUUUAAACCACUUCAGGCAAAUUUUAUCAUUUUGCCUGUGUCAUUUUAUGUGUCCA
Molecule: messenger RNA, 5156 nt
Organism: Balaenoptera ricei (Rice's whale)
Lineage: Eukaryota; Metazoa; Chordata; Mammalia; Artiodactyla; Balaenopteridae
Gene: RBMS3
Product: RNA binding motif single stranded interacting protein 3
Exons: 15
Coding region: 690-2003 (437 amino acids)
Cellular component (GO): cytosol; ribonucleoprotein complex; nucleus
Molecular function (GO): poly(U) RNA binding; poly(A) binding; mRNA 3'-UTR binding
Source: RefSeq, a predicted model, not a curated record